AUGGAGUUCAGAAAGGUUGCACUAUUCGGCGCGAAUGGUAAUAUAGGAAACGCCAUCCUGCAUGCAUUAAUGGCUUGCAAGGAGAGGUCUUUCGAUAUUCUCUGCAUUAUAUCACCUAAAUCCGAACUGAAGUACUUCGGAGACCGAAGAGCAAUUAUGGUCAGGAAACUAGAUCUUGCAACUGCCACCGAAGAAGAGAUAGCAAAAGUCUUAGAUGGAAUAGAUGUGGUGCUGAAUGCGCUGGGUGGGACUAUCCUUCGACGGCAGCAGUGUAUUCAAAACGCCGCGGCCAUGGCCGGGGUCAAGCGCUUUUACCCAAGCGAGUUUGGCAUGCACCACAUUCCUGUGUUGCCCGGGCACGGACCAUUCCUCCACCCUUUAUGGGCCGAGAAAAUACCGCUCCUUCGGGAGGCUAUGCAGCAUCCGGCGGUCAAGUCAGGCAAGAUGACAUAUACAGUGAUAGGGUGCGGUGAACUGUAUGAUCCUCCUACUGAGACAACGCUGUGUCCCUGGCUGCGGACCGAUCCGGAUGAGUACGUAAUCCAUGUUGUCGGUGAUCCUGAUGCGCGUCUGGAUUUCGUCUCCCGCCAUGAUGUGGCCGCAUUUGUGGUAUCGUCUCUGUGUCAUCCGGAGGCCUCAGAGAAUCAAGUCUUCGGCUUCCGUGGUGACCACAUCAGCUUUUCUGAGGUUGCGGAUCUCCUCCGAAGCCACUCCGGUAAGCCGGUGAGGCUGAAUGUUAUACCAUUCGAGGACGCUGUGCAAGGGGUGAAAAAUCCAUCGAGCAUUCCGAAGGAGUUAAAGGAAGGGUCCGCGUUUCCACCCGACUUUUUGAUGCUGCUCCGAUACAUCGAGGGGAGGGGAGACUUUUUUCGCCCACCGGGUCAAUUUCAUGAUGGGCUCUUUCCGAACUCUCAGGGUGUUCCAAUUGCUAAAUACUUUGAAAGUUUAUUCGCUAGUGAUGUCUAA
Molecule: messenger RNA, 966 nt
Organism: Aspergillus pseudoviridinutans
Lineage: Eukaryota; Fungi; Ascomycota; Eurotiomycetes; Eurotiales; Aspergillaceae
Exons: 2
Coding region: 1-966 (321 amino acids)
Source: RefSeq, a predicted model, not a curated record